This is a messenger RNA of Exaiptasia diaphana, 3410 nucleotides long. RefSeq lists its product as uncharacterized. Bases 1 to 2418 code for a protein of 805 amino acids. The transcript has 10 exons. Lineage: Eukaryota; Metazoa; Cnidaria; Anthozoa; Actiniaria; Aiptasiidae. The record is from RefSeq and is a predicted model, not a curated record.
AUGAGUCAUCCUGAUCGUAACAACAUUCUUGUUCACUACCAACAUGGUUUUCGCUCAGGCCACUCUUGUGAAUCCCAAUUAAUCAAUGCAAUUGAUGAUAUUGUCCGAUCAAAGAAAGACAGAAUGCAAGUAGAUCUCCUAAUACUGGAUUUUCAAAAAGCAUUCGACUAUGUGCCGCAUGAACGUUUACUUAUGAAGCUUAAUCUCUAUGGAUUACCAUAUCAACUACAGCAAUGGAUCAGGACAUGGCUAACUACACGUUACCAGAAAGUGAUUGUGGAUGGAGAGUGCUCUGAACCUGUGUAUGUAGGCUCUGGGGUGCCUCAGGGGACGAUURUUGGAGUUUUUGGUGUCAAACAAGGAAUCCAAGCCAACGGAGACGCGUGUCAGAAUUACAAAAACUUAAGCUCUGCUGACCGAUCAAUUGGUUAUUUUAAUUCAUUGGAACCAGCGAGAUGCGAUUAUAACGACCUGACCAAAGCAUGGUACCGUUUUACUGGUGCUGCAGGCACACUGAUAUCAACAUCGUGCGUUGCCAUAAAACGUUGCCAGACAUUUGCACCUGGAUGGAUGAAUGGUUCACAUCCAACCGUAGAGCAGGGGUUGGUGAUACGGACUGUCUGCUAUCACUGGUUAAAUUCUUGCUGCUUGUGGAACAACCAAAUUCAAGUCAAGAACUGUGGGGAUUACUAUGUUUAUGAGCUUGUCAAACCAAAAUAUUGUUCACUGCGAUACUGCGGCAUUGGACAAGACCCGUGUCAGAAUUACGCAAACUUGGACUCUGCUGACCGAUCUUCCGCGUAUUAUAAUUCGUUGGAACCAUUGAAAUGCGAUUCUAAUGACCUUACCCGAGACGUAUGGUUCCGUUUCACUGGUGGUGCGGGCGCACAGAUAGCAACAUCGUGCGUUCUCAAAUUCCGUUGCCAGACUCAUGCGCCUGGAUGGAUGAAUGGUUCACAUCCAACCGUAGAGCAGGGGUUGGUGAUACGGACUGUCUGCUAUCACUGGUCAAAUUCUUGCUGCUUAUGGAAUAACCAAAUUCAGGUCAAGAACUGUAGUGAUUACUAUGUUUACAACCUCGUCAAACCACCAACAUGCAAUUUACGAUACUGUGGAAAUGGAAAAGCUGUCACUACUCAGCCUCCAACAACAAUGCUUUCCACAACAACAGAAACAACAGAGCAUUCCACAGCAACAAAGCCUUCAACGACAACAGAGGCUUCCACAACAACCGAGCCUGAGGCUUUCACAACAACAGAGUCUUCCAUAACAACAAAGGCUCCCAUAACAACAGAGCCAUCAACAGCAACAGAGCCUUCCACAACAACAGAGCCUUCAACGACAACAGAGCCUUCAACGACAACAGAGGCUUCCACAACAACCGAGUCUUCCACAGAGACAGAGUCUUCCACAACAACAGAGGCUUCCACAACAACAGAGCCUUCCACAACAACAGAGCCUUCAACGACAACAGAGCUUUCAACGACAACAGAGGCUUCAACGACAACAGAGGCUUCUACAACAACAGAGCCUUCCGCAACAACCGAGCCUUCUGCAACAACAGAGGCUUCCACAACAACUGAGCCUUCUAAAACAACAGAGGCUUCCACAACAACAGAGCCUUCAACAACAACAGGAUCUUCCACAACAACAGGAUCUUCCACAAGAGCGAAGCCCUACACAACAACAACACUGUCUUUGACAACAACACAAGAAGUGAUUACUCAACAAUUAUCUGCAAAACCUACUACGGCGCAGUCAUCACCAACACAACGAAGACCUAAUACAAACGAGAGAGAGCAAUCUGCUAUCAUCAAAGUAAAGAACAUGCAAAAGGAAAAAUGGACUCCACAAGUUCAACACUAUUUCGAGAAAGAAGCUGCAUCAUUGGUUUCUGAAUACUGCAACAGAAACAACAAGGAGUGUGGCGUAGAUGACUCCCGACGCAAAAGGCGUGCUAACAUAAACGAUCCUAUAUACAAUGUCAGCAAUAUUCAUCUCAUCCCUGGAUAUCCUCAGCAAAAUGGAAGCGAUUUGUUGAUUGCUUUCUACGUACUUAAUCCAUCUGGUGGCAGUUCUUCUGUUUUAAGCGCCAUAACAUUGAUAGAGAUUUUGAAGAACGGCAAAGCAAACAUUUCACAGGCAAUAGGACACGAAAUAAGUAAGCUAGAAAAGCUUAUAAAUAAACCAGCAAAAUCAACUGUGGCACCAACAACUCCACCUUUUGAUGAGAAUUGGAAAUGGAUUAUUAUCGGUACUUGCUGCACAUUUUUUGCCUUCAUUGUCAUCGCUGUGUCGUUAUAUCACUGCGUGAGGAAGCCGAGCCGCACAAUUACACUAGUGAAUGCAGACACUUAUAAUGUCCAUAGUUUUAACAAAGGCUACCAAAACGAAGACGUCGAGAUGAAAAAAGUUUAAAAGGCAAUAUAGCUAUUUCAAGAAAACGCGUUCAGAGAGGAACAGGAGGAACGGUGGUUGAGCGACCAAAACUACUGUUAGUGUUAAAUUUUUGAAGGAUAAAAUUCACUCAUCUGCCUAAAAAUAGGAUUUUAUGGAAAGAACAAUAUUGACUGCCUUUUGAGCCUUUGUUGAGUGAACAUUGGCAUCAUCAACUAAGACCCACAAUAGCUCUCCGUCGUGCAUUCUUCUGCCCGCCCCUUACCUUUUCUCUGAAAUAGCUAUAUCUAAUAUUUGCACAAUAAGUUCGUAAUGUCACCACCAAGACCAAAAUACUUUUUUUAUCAGUAUAUUCUAUAUUAUAUUUAUUACCAGGAUCGUGAUUAAUUUGAUAUCUGAUCAGGGAUAUCAAGGUUUUUGCGUCUGGAUCGGGAUCAAAGCCUCUGGGAUUGGGAUCACUGCGGGACUAGGAUUAGAGGUUCACUAUAUGGGAUCACUUUCUUUAAGACUUGAUGAAAAUUCUGGAUCAGAGAUGAGAAAUAUAAAUCAUGCCACGAAUCUGGAAUGAUGCUCACUUCAGACGAGUACAUCAAACUGCACUAAUAACGCCUUUGUUUAAAGAAUCACAACCACCCGCUGUACCUUGCGGGCCGAAACGUCAUUUUGGUGAACACGUAAAAAUGGCGGAUUCGUAGGAUUUCUUAAAGUGAGCGUGAAUCGUCAUUCAUCCUUUUAUUUUGGACAGAAAUAGAGUUACAAGGCACUUGUGCGGUGAAGCAUGAUGAAAGAAGUAAUAACUAUUAGUUUUUAUAGUUGAUAUCACUAAACCAUCCUGAACCAGAGGAAUUCAUAAAACACAAAAGGUAUUACACGAGAGACUUGGAAGCUUCACAACGUUAUUAAUUAAGGCCGAUUUUUGCACGACAAGAUUCUGAGCUAAAAUAGUUGUAUAAAGUCAAGUCGCGCGCGAUAAUCGUGCGGUGUAAAUCGUCCUUUUUACGAAAUAAGGGACG